AUGUCAGCACUGAUGACCCUAAAGCAAAGGUACGCCUACCCUGAAGGAUUUCUCAUAAUCAGUCUGUCCAACUUUUCCUUUUGUCCUCCAAAUGUCAAGGUGCUCUACGUUGCUCGAAAUCCAAAAGAUGCCGCGGUAUCCUAUUACCAUUUCUGUCACUUCAUAGACGCAUUACCCUCAUACGAAUCUUGGGACGUCUUCUUUGAAGAGUUUCUCGCCGGCAGGGUUCCUCAAGGAUCGUGGUUUGAAAACGUGUUGCCAUGGUGGAAGAGAAGGAACCAUCCAAAUGUUCUCUUUCUGAAGUACGAGGAUAUGAAGAAGGAUCUUCCAGCAGCCGUCAAGCAAAUCGUCGAAUUUAUGGGGAAGUCUUUCACCGCUGACGUCAUAAAGAAGAUAUCGGACGCGUCGACAUUCAAAGCGAUGAAAAAGAGUCCGUCAGCGAAUCCUGAUUUUUUAAUUAAGGGUGAAGUGGCUGAGGGAAGUAGAUCCUUCAUGAGAAAAGGUAUAGUCGGAGAUUGGAAGAAUUAUUUCACAGACGAUCAAAACAAACGAUUUGACGAGUUUUACAACAAGGAAAUAGCUGGCUCAGGACUCGAAAUGGAUUUCGGACCUGCAUAACUUUUUUUUCAGGCCAACACGGGUUUUUAUUAGUUCGAAGCAUGCUUAGUAUCUGGGGAAAAUUUCAAUAAAUUAAAUUGAA
Messenger RNA from Strongylocentrotus purpuratus (purple sea urchin), 700 nucleotides. Its product is annotated as sulfotransferase 1C2A-like. Gene Ontology annotation, molecular function: sulfotransferase activity. The record is from RefSeq and is a predicted model, not a curated record. Bases 1 to 618 code for a protein of 205 amino acids. Gene Ontology annotation, biological process: sulfation. Gene Ontology annotation, cellular component: cytoplasm. NCBI's taxonomy places the organism in Eukaryota, Metazoa, Echinodermata, Echinoidea, Camarodonta, Strongylocentrotidae. The transcript has 5 exons.